UGUUUUUAUAGAAAAUAAUAAUAAUAAAAAAAAAACAGAUAAACUGACAAUUAGAAGAAAAAAAAUCAUUAAGUUGCAGGAUCCACAGACCCCAUACCAGCCAAUAACAAUUCACCACCUCCAAUCCCAGCUCCUCCCUCUCGUUCUGCCUCAAGAUUUUAGCCUCAAAAGAAAAUAAGAAUUAAAACUCAGAUUCAUUCCUUGAAGCUAGCUAAGUUGAUACCUUGCUUUUGUGCUUUAUAUUACUGCUGCUGUUUCUGUUCUCUCCUACUCAUUGGCGUCACUCUACCCACUUUUUCUUUUUCUUCUUCUCUUUUCUCUGUCGCUCGGACCUCAAGGAAAAGGAGGAAACAAAAGAUCUUUUCCCAGCUUUUAUUUUUUGCUUUCACUGCCCCGAAUCCAGUUAACUUCUCAAAUCUCAGCCUGUUUUAUUACUCAUCUCCAAGUUUCUUUCUUUCUGUCUUUCCCUUUUUGGGCUAUCAAAUUCAUUGAAGCUGUUUUCACUUACAAGCUUUCCUCUUUUGGAAUUCUUGUCCUUUUUUUUUUGUCAGGUGUUAUUGUUUUUCGGUGGUUCAUAUGUUUGCUUCUUUAGAAAGUUUUUAGAGCCAAGUUCAGAUCUCACCGGUGGUUUUAGGGUUUAAUUAGCUUGGUGUUUUAUUUUUAGACUGCUUGUGCCAAAUUUUCUUAGCUUUUGUUUUUGUUUAAAACAAGUUUGUUCCUUUGCAGAUUCCCGAGUGGCUUGACUACACAUAAAAAGCUAUUCUGAUUCCUUGCAAAUGCUUCUUGAUCUAACACUGAUAUUUUUGUGGUGAAACUUCCACAUCUCUGCAUUUCCUCUACUGGGUUCUCCCCCUCUGUUUCUCCUCUCCUUCAUAAAUCCAACUUCUCUAGCCAAUUUCUUUAAUCAAGCAACUGUGAAUUUGUUUGAAUUCACUGGCAUGUUAACUUAUUUCUGAUGCAAUGAAGUGGGAAAUGGGAAUUCUAUCUCCCGCAUCGUAUCUUUCGAGCACGAAUUGGCUACUAGAAGAGAGCAAGAACACAAAAUGGACUCCAGCAGAGAACAAGGCGUUUGAGAAUGCUCUUGCAGUUUAUGACGAGGACACUCCUGAUAGAUGGCACAAGGUGGCAGCUAUGAUUCCAGGGAAGACAGUAGGGGAUGUGAUAAAGCAGUACAAGGAAUUAGAACUUGAUGUUAGCUACAUAGAGGCAGGGCUGAUUCCAGUUCCUGGAUAUAGCACCUCUCCAUUCACAUUGGAUUGGGUUGAUGGCAAUGGCUAUGAUGGGUUUAAACAAUCUUAUGGCCUUGGUGGAAAGAGAUCUUCAACAGGUCGACCUGCUGAUCAGGAGAGAAAGAAAGGUGUUCCAUGGACAGAGGAAGAGCACAAGCUGUUUCUGAUGGGCUUGAAGAAGUAUGGCAAGGGGGACUGGAGAAACAUAUCUCGCAAUUUUGUUGUCAGUAGAACGCCGACUCAGGUGGCUAGUCAUGCGCAGAAGUAUUUUAUCAGGCAGCUUUCAGGAGGGAAAGAUAAGAGGAGAGCCAGUAUUCAUGAUAUAACAACUGUCAAUCUCAACGACGCGAGAACUCCAUCACCGGACAAUAAAAGACCUUCACCUGAUCAACCUGGGGCGAUUUCUCAGCAGCCCAAUUCUGCUGCCAUGCCUAGAACACAUUUUCAAUGGAAUCAACCCAACGGUGGAGGAACCUUAGCUUUUAAUUCAACAAAUGCAAAUAUGUUCAUGUCUGCUCCUUAUGGGAUUAGCUCAUAUGGGCUUAAAAUGCAAGGCCAAAAUCUGCCUAGAGGAGCUGUUCAUGACUCUUACAUUAGACAGCAAACCAUGGGUUUUCAGAUGCCAUCAGCGCACCACUACCCCCAUGGAUGAGAGUAUGUUUUUUCUUUUUUAAUCCAUGGCUCAUGGCUCAUGGCUCCAUGGCUUCUUUUCAGCAGUACAGUUGUGUUUGUGCCUUAUUUUCUGUCUUUUCUUUUUCCUUUCCUCUGGUCUUUUGUGUACAUGCCAUCGAGAAGUCUAGUCAAUAGGACGUGAACUUGGAGGGGACAGGAUUCUGUUCUGCUUGAAUUCAAUAUCCGGAUUGCUAAA
Molecule: messenger RNA, 2097 nt
Organism: Populus trichocarpa (black cottonwood)
Lineage: Eukaryota; Viridiplantae; Streptophyta; Magnoliopsida; Malpighiales; Salicaceae
Product: transcription factor DIVARICATA
Exons: 2
Coding region: 961-1881 (306 amino acids)
Molecular function (GO): DNA binding
Source: RefSeq, a predicted model, not a curated record